AGACCAAAGCAAAUACAUUUUUGGACAAUUUACAGGUGGUAGUUAGACGGUGUUGUAUAGUGGCUCGCUUUGUCGUUUUGUUUUGAUGUUUAUUUUCCGUUUAUUUAAAAUAUGUGUACUAGUGACUGAAAUUUAAUAAACAAUGCCAAUAAGCUUUAUAACUUCCAUCUACCAAUUUUCAUUUAAACAUUAAAAGUGGACGGACACAAUGGAGUUCGUGGAUUAUUCAAAAACGUUUUUUUAUAUAAUCACAGUGCUUGUGAUUUUAUUAAAUAGUCAUGAAGCUCUAAGUUUUGGACCCUCGCAUCAACCUGAAGCAUAUUUUAACGGAUCUUCCUACUUAAGACUGCAAACUAUUAUUUCGUUAAAGAAACAGACUGGUCUAAGUUUUCGAACUUGUUACGGAGGAAAUUUAUUCUCACAACAACUAAACGAUGAUCUGAUCGAACUUUCAGUAAAUUCAGAGGAAAUUGAAUUUAUAGCCAAAACUGGAGGCAAGAAAUACGAACAUAAAAUCAGUGGACAUUUUUUGGACAAUAAAUGGCAUACAGUUUAUCUACAAUAUAUAUCUGGUAAUUUAACUAUUGAUGUAGACGGGGAAUCACAACUAAUUGCGAAUUCAAGUUACCAAAAUGAACUUUUGGUAAGUCCUGGUCUCUACAACGAAGGCGCUGCAGUACUUCUCAUAGGGAAACAGUUCAAUGGUUGCCUUCUAGAAGGACCAACCGUCGUUUUUGAUCCUUCUCUUGUGAAAUCUAAUCAUAAUGUCGCUUUUAAAGCAUGCCCCAUACCGCAUGAUUCUUGUGUGCCAAUAGGCUCGGAUUAUUGUGGAACGGAGCCUUGCAUGCGACACGGAACCUGCCUGAAUAAACAAGAUACUUACACUUGCAAUUGUAAUCCUCGAUAUUCGGGAAAAAAUUGUGAAAUUGAUUUGGGUAAUCCCUGUGACAGAAUACCGCCGAUAUGCAAAAAUAACGCCAAUUGUACAUCUGAUCCUUCCGGGGAUUUUACGUGUAUUUGUAAUCCUGGUUACACAGGAAAACGUUGUGAAACCAAACUGAAGAUGCACCCUAUGUGCAAAGAUAAAACUUGUUUGAAUGGCGGUAUAUGUGACGUCCAUCCCGUUACUCAAGAAUUGUUUUGCCGAUGCAAACCGGGUUUUAAAGGAGAAAAUUGUGAAAUCAAUGAAGAUGAAUGCUUAUCCAACCCUUGUCGUAACGGUGGUCUUUGCAUCGAUGGAUAUAAUAAUUUCAAAUGCAAUUGUAGUCAAACAGGAUAUGAAGGAAAAAUUUGCGACGAAGAUGUGAAUGAAUGUUUAAACAAUCCUUGUUUCAACCAAGGGAUUUGUUUCAACACAUAUGGCUCAUAUUUGUGCCAGUGUAUACCAGGAUUUGCAGGAAAGAAUUGUAGAAUGGCAGUCGACGAGUGUCUUUCAAAGCCGUGCUUAAAUAGCGGAUUGUGUAUCAGCCAUGGGGGUAAAUACGAAUGUCGUUGCGUUAAUGGUUACUUGGGAGAUAACUGUGAGAUCGAACCAGGCGGAAAUCUACGUCAAUGCGAGCAAAAUACUUGUCCCUAUUAUGCAGAAUGUAGAGAAAUAGGCAGUGCUUCGAUGUGUGUUUGCAAACCAGAAAACCCUGGAGAAUAUCCAGAUUGCAAUACAUCUUCCGCAUGCUCCAGAAACCCAUGUUUGAAUGGAGGUACUUGUACACCUUAUAAAGGAUCUUUCAAUUGUACAUGUUCCAAUGGCUUCACUGGUAAAAUUUGUCAAACCAACAUAGAUGAUUGUGCUAAUUCUCCUUGUCAAAAUGGUGGAACGUGCUACGACAAAGUGAAUGGCUUUUACUGCAACUGUACUGAACACUGGAUGGGGCCAAUUUGCGAGAAGCCAUAUGACAUUUGUGAGUUGAACCCAUGUAAACACAAUGGAACGUGCAUAUCUUCUCCAAACAAAAGAGACUUUACUUGCCUUUGCCCAAUGGGAUUCGAAGGCGAAACCUGUGAUACUAACAUUGACGAUUGCCUGGGAUCAAAGUGUCCACCUGAUCAAAUAUGUGUUGAUUUAAUUAAUAACUAUGAAUGCAGAUGUCCUCCAGGUUUCGCUGGUGCUGAUUGCAGUGUUGAUAUUGACCCAUGUGCAAAAAAACCAUGCUUGAAUGGCACUUGCAUUGUUGAUAAAAGUACAUACCAAUUUAGUUGUAAUUGCAAUCCAGGGUAUACAGGUACUUUAUGCAACGAAGAUAUAGAUGAAUGUAAACAAUCCGAUAAUAAAAUAUGUAACCAUGGAAUUUGCGUUAAUUUCGAAGGCAGCUUUCAGUGUUAUUGUAAACCUGGUUAUACUGGAGAACGGUGUAACUUAGAUUUUGAUGAAUGUCUAUCGAUGCCUUGUAAGAACAACGCUACUUGCAUUAAUCUUGUGAAUAAUUUUGAAUGCCACUGCCCUCCAGGUUACGAUGGAAAGGAUUGUUCUGUGAAUAUCGACGAAUGCGAACCGCAACCGUGUAUGCACGGAGCGACUUGCAUAGAUGGUAUUAAUGAAUUUACUUGCGUUUGUCCGGAAGGUUUGACCGGUAAAAGAUGUGAAAUAAAUAUUGAUGAUUGUGAAUCUUCUCCUUGCUUACAUGGAUCUCAAUGUAUAGAUGGGUUGAAUAGUUAUUCAUGCAAUUGUACCGAUACAGGUUAUGAGGGCUAUCAUUGUGAAAAUAAUAUAGAUGACUGUGAAGGCGAUCCCUGUCAAAACGAAGCCCCCUGCAUCGACUUAGUCAAAGAUUAUUCUUGUAAAUGUUAUCCAGGAUAUAAAGGUAAAAACUGUGAGAUAGAUAUCAACGAAUGCGAAAGUAAUCCAUGCCAAUACAACGGUACUUGCAUAGAACGAUCUAACAUCACUCUCUAUUCUCCCGUAUAUUCUUAUAAUUUGAAUCUUCCUGAAAUUUUUUCUAAACCGUUCAACUAUUCGGAAGCCGCUGGUUACGAGUGUCUUUGUGUUCUUGGAGUAACAGGUCAUAAUUGUGAAACUAACAUUAACGAAUGUGAGAGUAAUCCUUGUGUCUAUGGUGCCUGUAUCGAUAAAAUUGGAGGUUACAUUUGUGAAUGCGAAGAUGGAUACGAAGGAAUACAUUGCGAAUUAGAUAUAGACGAGUGUAAAAAGUACAAUCCGUGCGUUAAUGGUACUUGUAUUGAUAAAAUCGCAAACUAUUUUUGUCAAUGUACGAACGGAUAUGGUGGCAAAAACUGUUCUGUUGAACUUGCAGGAUGUAAAGAUAAUCCUUGUUUAAACGAUGGUCAGUGUCGUCCAUAUUUGGUUCAUGAAACCGAACACAAAUUCAACUGUACUUGUCCCAAUGGUUUUCACGGUCAAACGUGCGAACAAAUAACCACAAUGUCAUUCCGCGACAUAUCAUCAGUAACUGUUAAUACUGUUAGAGAAGAGGGUUAUGAUAUACAGUUUAGAUUCAAAACUACUUUAGGUGACGGUUUAUUAGCACUAGGUAAAGGAUUGACGUUUUAUAUAUUGGAAUUAUCGAAAGGGAGAUUAAAUUUGCAUUCAAGCUUGCUGAACAAAUGGGAAGGAGUUUUUAUAGGUUCAAAUUUAAAUGAUAGUACGUGGCAGAAAGUAUUUGUUGCGAUAAAUUCCUCUCACUUUGUAUUAUCUUCUAAUGAAGAACAAACUAUUUAUCCAAUAAGCUACAACGAAAACAAUAAUGUGACUAGUACUAGUUUUCCUGUAACGUAUAUUGGAGGUAUUCCAAAUAACCUUAGGAAAUUGACGCACGGCCAACCGUUUUUAGUAGGAUGCACUGAAGACGUUUUGGUGAACGGACAGUGGGUUUUACCUCAACUUAAAAAUACCCCUUGGUUAAAUUUUCAGCACGUCGAAGAGAAAUGUAUAAGGGAACCUCAAUGUGAGCCAAAUCCAUGUGAAUCCGGAGGACGCUGUACUGAUAGGUGGAGGGAAUUUAGCUGUACCUGCGAGCGUCCUUAUUUGGGUCAUACAUGUCAGUAUAAUUACACCGCAGCUACAUUCGGAUAUGAAAAUAUCACGGAUUCAUUAGUUACGGUAGAUGUCGCUGAUACUGCAAGAAGAGCGGUGCGCUCCAUAGUUGAUAUAAGCAUGUUUAUAAGAACAAGACAAUCCAGGGGGCAGAUAUUUUAUUUAGGUUCUGGUUUACUUCCAAAUCCAAACGACGAAACUUAUAUAGCUGCUCAACUUGAAAGUGGUGAGUUAUUAGUCAGAAUUCAAUUUGAAGGAAAUCUAGAGAGCUACACAGUUGGAGGAGUGAAGUUGGAUAAUGGAUGGAAUCAUCUGAUCAAAGUAAUUCGCAAUGUGACAUUGGUGCAAGUAAAACUGAACAACACGGAAUAUUUCCGUAAAACGAUAUCAGCCUCUGGUCCGUUAGACGUCCGAGUUCUUUAUUUGGGUGGACAACCCCAAUCUAGAUCAAUCAGACAAACCAAUGAAAAUUUGUCAGUUACAAAAAUUGACAUAUCUCCAACAUCCCCGGCAGCUAUAACAUCUGCUCUUAGCAGUGUACAUUUCAAAGGAAUUAUACAGGAUGUCCAGAUAAGUAAUGGAUCUGCUGUAAUGAUCGUUGAAUUUUACCCACUCCAAGCUCCAGAUUUACGUAUACCUGCUUCAUUUGGUAACGUUACCUUUGAUAGAUCAACAGUAUUAAAAGGCGUCCAUUCUGAUGAUUUGUGCAGACUAGAUCCCUGUCACAGAGGAGAAUGUUCCAUCACUUGGAAUGACUAUAUGUGUAUCUGUCCUAUCGGCUUCAAAGGGAAAGAUUGUAAUGAACUAGAAUUCUGUAAAUUGAGAGGUUGUCCAACUGGAUCGGAAUGUAAGAAUUUAGAAGAUGGUUACGAAUGUAUAUCAAACAGUACUUUCGAUGGCUUGCAAAAACCUUUGCAGUAUCAACUAACAGCAGAUGUAAUUUCCGAUAAUUUCAUUUUCGAUUCUUUGGAAUUGAAUUAUAGAACGCGAUCAUGGGGUACUAUACUUUUUGCUAAAUACAAAGAAAACUAUUUUGAAGUUUUCGUUUAUCACAAUGAAGUAGUUAUUGAAUGGAAUUUUAACGGAAUGCCGGAGAUAAAGAGGUUCAGAAUAGAUAGAUUCAAGGGUCAGUGGAUUUCUCUAUUGUUUUUAUAUAAAAAUUCGAAACUAAGAGGUGGAUUCAAGGAGCACGUAAUGGACGAGUCUUCGGACUUUGAAGUAAAGCAAUUCGAUAUUUACGCAUUUAGUGAAAUAUUUCAAAAUGGUGAAAUAUAUAUAGCUGGUAGUGAUAAUUUAUUCGAUUAUCAAACAAUUAUCAACAAUACAGAUACGAAUUUGGCAGGUUAUAUACCUGUUACGGAUACUACUACUGUAGAAUCGCUUAUUAGUAAUUCUUUAGAAAGUAGUGAACUUUCUGAAGAUGUAUUAUUGUACAAAGUGGAUCAAGAUAAAAAGACUGAUAAUUUUAAGGGUUGUUUAGGUGAAAUAAGAGUAGGAGGCUUACUUCUUCCAUAUUUCCAUACACAAGAAAUUUAUCCGAAUAAAACGAAUCUCAAGAAAUUAUAUGAAUUAAGUACCGAUUCGACAAUAGAACAUGGUUGUAUCUUAUGCUAUCCAACAGAUUGUCUAAAUAAGGGUGUCUGUAUGAAUAGUACAGAAACUUACAAAUGUCAUUGCCAGCCCGGUUUCACCGGUGUAGAUUGUUCGUUUGACAUAGAUGAAUGCGAAAAUAACAUGUGCCUAAAUAACGCAACUUGUGUUAAUCUAAUCAACGAAUAUAAAUGUGAAUGUUUAGCCGGUUACACUGGGGAAUAUUGUGAGAUCGAUAUUGAUGAAUGUCUUAGUAACCCUUGCAGGCAUGGUGGUACAUGUAACGAUUUGAUUGGUACGUUUAAAUGCGACUGUCCAGAGGGAUUUGUAGGUAAACAGUGUGAGGCUCCAUUGCUGAUUACUUGUGAGAACAAACCUUGUAAAGAUGGAUCUACAUGUAAAACGGGUUCCAAUGAAAUAACUGGCAAUAAUUUCACUUGUAUUUGUACAGAAGGCAUGGAAGGACCUUUGUGCGAUACACCAUUUUGCCAAAUUGACCACUGUCUACAUGGUAAAUGUAACGAUAGUUUUGCAGUGCCUUUUUGUGAAUGUGAAAGGGGUUAUGAAGGAAGACUCUGCGAUAUCGAUAUUAAUGAAUGUAUAUUACCUAACGGUGGCAGUCCUUGUCAAAAUAAAGGAAUAUGUAUAGAUCAAGUAAAUCGAUAUACUUGUAAUUGUGAAAAUACAGGUUAUACGGGACUACUGUGUGAAAUAGAUAUCAACGAGUGUGAAAAUGAACCGAUGACGUGCGGUCGUGACGGUACUUGCGAAAAUAUGCCUGGAUUUUAUCGUUGUAUUUGUGACAGUAUUAAAGGAAAAUGUGGCCGUCAAUGUAAUCUCGAUGAUCCUUGCGAAAAUGAUCAUCCCUGUGAGCACGGUACUUGCCAGUCUCAAUGUACUGAUAAACCUGACUACUUUUGUGAGUGUGAAGAGAACUAUGUAGGAAAAAAUUGUACGGAAUUGAAGGUAUCCGCUAGUCAAGCAGAAGGUGGAAUCAAUAUUUUGUACAUAGUAAUUCCUAUUAUUCUGGCCCUAAUACUGGCUUUGGUAGCUGGUUUAGUAAUUUUAGUGAAUGUAGCUCGUAGUAAAAGAGCUACCAGAGGUACUUAUAGUCCGAGUGCACAAGAAUUCUGUAAUCCACGAGUAGAACUUGACCACGUGUUGAAACCACCACCUGAAGAAAGGUUAAUUUAGACUAUUAAUUUAUUUGAAAUUAAUUUUUGACAACGUUAAAUGAUCACUUAUGUAAAAAUUAACUUAUAGUCGGAUUUAUUGUUACUCCAUAUAUUAUACCUUUGACAUAAAACAGUUUAUAAAAAUAUUUAUAUUAAUAUUUUUACACAAUUGAUCAUUUAUCGUAUUUAAUACUGUACUUAAGGGGCACUUCUACUUAGUUGUAUAUUAAGUAUUUAAAUUGACUUUCUUCCAUAUUUUCCGUAUUGAUUUCGUUUAUUACCUAUCGAUAAAUAUACAUCAAUACAUAUAUAUACACGGUGUGUCAUAUAAUUACAAAUACCGAACAUUUUUAUUAUCUGACAAAGUUUCGAUUACUAAAAUGAAAUAAAUUUGUAUAUAGCUUUUGUCAGACACAAAAAAAAUUGAAACUAAGCUCCAUUGGUCCAUUAAACAUUUACUUCUUAUUCAAGAUGUUGACAAAUCUCUAAACACAUAGGCUAGCACUGUGUUUAAUAGUUAUCAUAAAAUCGGGUACCCGUUUUCGAAUGAUUCUAGAUAUUACAGCCAUUGUCUGCUAUAUAAAGUCAAAUUAUCUUACACCUAACAUUAUGACACACUCGGUAUGAUGUAUGAUUUAUUAUUAUAUAUUAAUCAGUUUCUGCAAGGUAACUUUCCCAUGACAAAAGUAUAUUUUCUGAUCUUUGUUUAUCGUGGCUGGAAUAUGAUUAUUUUUUAUACUUUCAUCUAAUUCAAAAAUGGAUUUUACUUAAGCAUUCGUUAAUAUUUUGAAUGUAGUUAAAUUUAGAUUUAAGGUAUUGAUAAAACAACGAAUAAAUUUAUAACAGCCUUUCUUCAGUGCGUCAUUAAAUGUAUUGGAAUUAUUUGCAUUAUAGGCAAAUAUUACACCAUCGUAUUCAGCUACAUAUGAAGAGUUCGGGACUUCAAUUUGAUAAUAUUUAUAUAAUUUAUUUAUAAAUUAGCAAAGCAAUUACAGAGUUAGUUUCAUCUAAAAUACUAAAUAAAUAAUCAUUUUAAAAGAGGCAGUCCUAUAUCUGAAAGAAAUUUCCAAAGGAAAAAUAUACAGUAUGUAGAAUCAGAAUUCAUCUCAUUUUUAAAUACCAAAUUAGGGUGACGCCUCCAUUCUCCAUAUAUCUAGUUAACUGAUUUCUGCCAUUUGUUGUGACUUUUACCAGUGAUAUCGGGCGUCAUGCUGGCAAUUUCUUCUCGAUUGUUCACAAUGACAGGAUUUUCAAAAAGUUCACAAUGACGGGAUUUUCAAAAACUCUUAAACGCUUUCAAUUUAGAUGAGAAACUCUUAGGAGUGUGAACCUCAGUUAAUAAUGCCAGUGAAGCAGAACUGUUUUAAGGCUAUUUUUUCAAGAAAAUACGCCAAUGUGCUGAGUUGUAUAAGAUCUUAAAUGUAUUCAUCAAGCCUUCAAUAUUGACACAAUAAACCAACUCGUCCUCUGAGGCAAAACAGGAGGUGAACUGCUUCCCACAAUAUCAAAACCAUGAGCAAAAAAUAAGUUCUUGCUUUUGAGCCUUGAUCCAAGCAACUCAGCAGUGUUUUGGCAAGAUUCAAGUCUCUUACUAAAUCCUUUAGCUCGUUCAGAUACGGCACCAUCUUCGUCAGAACUUGGAAUCUGUUCCAAGGUAGUAGGGGCCUUGGAAUGGCAUUUCGGUCCUAUAAGGGAUGGGACAUAAGGCUGAUUUCAGAUAGGGGUGUGAAAUUGACUGUUUCCGUUUUGACGUAUACCCUUUUACAUUACACAAACAAAAGUAGCAAUCAUCACUAUGAUUAUUUUGCUCGCGCCAUACCAUAGGAACCGCAUAUCGGAAAGCUUUUUUCUUACCGUUAAACCAAUUUCGAAGGCCUUCAACACAUCGUUUGCAAACUUCAUGAGGUGCCCAAACUUUAUCCUGAUCUCUGAGUUUUAAGCCAAAAUACGCGAAGUAUACUUUUUUUACAAAGUUGGUAAUAUUAAGUUGUUGCUUUAAUAUCAUAUAUGUCUAACAGAUGACACUGCACUAUACUCAACCAAGAUCUAUAAAACAAUGAAGAGUAAACAUGUCAUGGUAUCGCGCCACUUGUUACACUAUACGAGCCUGCACGUUCAGGUUAAAUGUUUAUGUUUGUUAAUUUAGCUCACACAAGGCGCUCUUUAUUUAGAAAGUAAUUAAACGUUAUGGCCUGUAUACAUUUAAAAACAAUAAUCAAAAUAAAAUUGUGCUUAUUUAUUCAUGACUUGAAGUUAGCCCAAAAAUUUCCUUUUUUAAGAAAAUUGUGUUUUUUAAAAUAAAGGGAGGAUCUGGAAUUUUUUGAGUAUUUCUUUAGUUUUCAAAACAUAGAAAUCAGUUAAAAACACCCAAGCAUCAUUUUUGUUGCAGACCUGUGUUAUUUGAUUUAUAGAAAUUGAGAUAAAUAUUAUGUUUUUCAUUGAACUACCCUGUUUUAUAGUUAUUUUGAGAUAUUUCCGAGGAUCAUUCCAUUUGCUGGAAUCCGAUUCUUCGAAUAUGUAAUUAAUCGUUUAGACAAUAUAUACGCGCUGAAAGAAAGCUGAUUUACCAUAAAUAAAAUAUUGAACAAAUAUUUAAAAUUAUUUUUUUUAAUGGAUCUGUUAUUUAUCUAAUGUCGCUGAAUUAUAAUUUUACUAAUUUAUACUUUAUAUUUAAUUGUAUUUUCUAAUUGGAAAUUAAGGUACCUUCCCAAAUUAUCAAAUUAAUUUAACCAUUUUAGAGUAAUUUAUACAAGUACAUCCACAUAGCACGUUUUUUUCAAAUAUACAUGACUGUCUUUUUAAAGAAUGUGUUAGGCUUCAUCCAUUAGAGAUUUCUUCAAAUAAGACAUCUUUUGUUUUAUAUCAUCUUCUGAAGCAUCAGUUGGACUAAUUCUAUUUCCUCUUUUAUCGUGUGCCUAAUUUUUCCCAAGACGUUGUGAAAAUUAUUUUAAGCAUGAAAGAGUCACUGCGUUGACGAAUAUGUUUAUGUUCAAAGUUAUACAAGCAAUGUUUCUUUCGAUUUUCGCAGUCUUUUAAAGUAGUUGUAAUGCUUACGCACUUAACACGGACUUCUUGCAAUGCUUCAAACCCGCUUUUAAAUUUGGAAAAUUCUCUUUCAGCUAUACAAGUGAUCAAAUUAGUUAGUACUUGAGGUAAGGUCAUGGCCUAAGGGCAAUUGCAUUUAAAGGCAACUCGCUAGGAUCCCUUGAUCUAGAGCUACACCACUAGUUACUAGAUUUUGUCUUAAGUUUCAAAUAGAGAGGAUUCUUAUGACCAUUUAAUCUUUUUCAAAGUAGACCAUAUAAUCAAAUAAGCAAGGUGUAAUAUCCAACUACUUUUAAUGAACUUCUAUUUUACUGUCCAGUUGGGUCACUUGAGACAAUUUUAAACAUUAUGCUUGUAUUAAAAAGAAACUGUUCAAGCUAGAUCAUCCAAAUCAACGCCAUAUUUUUGGUCGGUGUCUACACUACGAUACACACUACAUGAAACAAGCAGAAAUGAAACACUUGAAUAUAUAUAAUUUCUCAAGUCACCUCCACAAAGGCAGUUACUUGAGAAAGCCUAAAUUGUAUUGAAACUCAAAUAUGCCAAUAGUGUUUCAGACUUAAGACAUAAAAAAUCAUUGUUUAAAAAUAUAUCGAGCAUUUUGAAAAAGUAGUAUUUUUUAAAGAAAAACUGCGUCUUUCAAUACUACUGUUUUAUUAUGUAACAAAAGUACAAAAGUUUUGAAAAAGAUGAACAAAAAUCAUUCUUUGGUAACAUAUCUAGAUAUAAAAACUAAAUAAAAAAGAAAGUUUCCAAGGAACUGAAAAAAAUCUAACGACUAAAAUUCUAUUGAAACAGUAUAUCUGCGAUGAAUAGAUACAGGAAGUAGCUUUGAUAAUAUUUGUGUUGUCCCGACAUCUGUAAUGUCUUCAACCUCAGGAAAAAUAAAUAUUUUUUUGUAAUUUGCUGACUGACGCAUAAAGCUGCACGUGAAUACAAAAUUUGGCUUUGUUGCAGUUAUUUUUCCUAUAAACUUCUUUAAAUGUUGGCUUGUGUGGAGUUUGGUAUAAAAAUUCCACCAAAACAAAGUCUAUGAUCUUUAGUUCUGCUGAAUAUACCUCAUGAACAUCAUGAACGAAUCAUCAGGACCUUUGUAGGUCCUGACUCUUUUAGAAGUCUUUUUUUUUUCUCUUUGGAAGUUGAUGGUGCUGGGUUUACAUUCUGACUUAAUUUUCUUGGAUUUUCCGCUAAUAUUAGCAUUUUCAAUGCUUUUUCCUGGUUCUACUUGAAUUUUUUUCUUCUUACAGUGGUAGUAAGAUAAAUUUUAUCUUAUAUUAUUUGCAUAACUCUAUAACGGAGUGUGAAAUAUGGCUAGCUAAAUUAUCACCAAUAAGCGCCUUUGGGAAAUCUUUGGGCAAUUUUUUGAAAUAUGGUAAGGCAAUAGUUAUAAACCAAUCCUCGUAAAUAGCUUCAUUAAACCAGGAAGAUUUAGAGCUAUUGUAUCUAGUUCCUACUGGUCCAUUUUGAGCUCAACUAUCAUACAGAUUUUUGGACUAAUAAACAAUAUAGGGUGAUAAAAGGACACCAGAACCGCUAUAUAUUAUUUGAAUGGUUAAUUUUCAAACUAUCCAUUAUCCUGUGCCAAUGCUUGGAAUCUCUUCUCAUGAGAACCCUGUUCCUUCCCGGAUCAUCCGAAAUAUUUGUAGUUGACGAUGGCAAAAUACUUGUUUAUAAUCUCCCUUGUGACACCUUUUUCGCAGUGUCUUUUAAAAAAGGUUCUCAUAAAUUCUCUGCCUGGCAUGUUAUUUGUAAAUUUUACUACAUUUCUCCCAGAACUAUCAAGAUAUGCCUUAAUUAAAUACCUCACAUCUACUGAAGUUAGGGGACACCCCCAUUCACUGCUCAGCUGGAUAUUUUCCACUAAUUUAGCCUCUCCAGCUGCGGUUAAAACAGUUUGUUCACCUGGCCUCAACGAAUAACGAUUUUUCACCCUACGGUCUAUAGCGUCCUUUGGUAUUCGGUAUUUUUCUUGUAGUUUGCUUAAUGAAACUCCUUUUUGCCUUUAUUAGUCCACUGCUUUUUCUAAAUUUCCAAUAUCAUAUCUUCUGGAAUUGGUCCCAAUUUUCCAACUAUAUCGUCCCAUUUUCAGCACCUGCAAAA
Molecule: messenger RNA, 11898 nt
Organism: Diorhabda carinulata
Lineage: Eukaryota; Metazoa; Arthropoda; Insecta; Coleoptera; Chrysomelidae
Gene: crb
Product: protein crumbs
Exons: 22
Coding region: 209-6772 (2187 amino acids)
Biological process (GO): establishment or maintenance of epithelial cell apical/basal polarity; heterophilic cell-cell adhesion
Cellular component (GO): protein-containing complex; plasma membrane
Molecular function (GO): calcium ion binding
Source: RefSeq, a predicted model, not a curated record